Messenger RNA from Cladophialophora yegresii CBS 114405, 4317 nucleotides. RefSeq lists its product as uncharacterized. NCBI's taxonomy places the organism in Eukaryota, Fungi, Ascomycota, Eurotiomycetes, Chaetothyriales, Herpotrichiellaceae. Gene Ontology annotation, biological process: telomere maintenance. The transcript has a single exon. Bases 1 to 4317 code for a protein of 1438 amino acids. Gene Ontology annotation, cellular component: nucleus. The record is from RefSeq and is a predicted model, not a curated record.
AUGAUGGACAGCUUCAUCGAACAGUUGUCCCAUGAUGACAGAUCACUCUCCCUCGACGCAUAUCAGACGCUUGCCAAUGUCAUCAGGAACUACGAUGACAUCCCGGACGAAGAUGUGCUCAAGGCAAAGAUCAAUACGUUUAUGAGAUACAUCAAGCGAGACUUGCUCAGGAAGCCCUCUCCGGAGGAACCACCCAUUGCUGACACGAAUCUCAUAACACAAGCAUUGAGAUUACUCAUUAUAUUUGUUUGGAACAAGGACUAUGCGUCUCUACUAUCGGAUGAUGCCCGUACCUUCGUCCUCGAUCGGUCAAUCCAAGUGCUUGCGGAGCAUGCUGCGUCAAAAAAUAUCCUCGUCCACUACCUUCAUCUCCUUGCGGCGCAAAACUUCCGCCAGAGCCUCAUUACCAGCCACCGCGUAGCGAGGCUUCUCGAAGCGUUGAGAGCACUGGGCGAGCAUUACAAGGGAAACGGGAUCAUUUCUGAGAAGUUGCUCGUCUAUCAGAAACUCCUUGACCAGGAACGGCCCACCAUGAAGGCGAAGGCGAGCCUCUGGGUGGACGAGCUGCUCACUGGUGCAACCAACAGCAUAAAGGACGUCAGAAUGAAGGCCAUCGACCUUGGCGAAAAAGCCUGCUCGGCGUUUCCCGCAUCUUCAUCCAUUUCUUCUGUCAUCAGAUCUACCCUUGCCAGAGAACUUGGAUCCGGAAAGACAUUCAGCGCCAGCAUGUGUCGAAAACUGGAGAAGAUGAUUGCGGUAAAAGAAGAGGGCGUCCAAGUCCCGCGGAUAUGGACUAUCGUCCUACGGCUCUGCAAUAUCGUCGAUGGCCGUGGCCGUAACGGCUGGGGAUCGCGGUGCGACAAGUGGCCUCAAUUCAAAGAUUGGCUGAGUGUUAUACAAAAAUGCUUUAACUGCAGUGAAUCGGCAAUCCAGCAACAAGCGUACCAGGCUUGGAAUCGGUUCAUACACAUUGUUCAACCUCAUCUAGCAUCCGAUAACCUGUUGCAACUGCUGCCAAAGCCUAUGACUGCUAAGUUAGAGCGCCACGGAGGAGAGGCGGCAAUAAAAGGCACUCGUGUGGCGGCGGUGUCAAGUUACUGCACCCUACUUUAUCAUGCUUUCAGACCAGCAGCAAAUCACCAUCAGUAUACUCGGGUCUGGAACGAAUACAUUGUGAAGGUCAUGAAGUCCGCAUUUUUCGAAAGAGGUACCGCCAACUCCGACCUUGCAAGUCGUAUCUUGAUGGCGUUGUUUUGGAAUGCUGGAGGAGCGAAGAUUUGGAACGAGAAUCGCGCCCUCGAGAACACCCCGGUCGAGCCAGAAGAGCUGCCUACAAUCGAUUGCAAGUGGGUACGCUCGAAAGCAAGACCGAUCCUCGAUAUUUUCCUGGUGCUGCUCCGCUACAGCUCUUGGGGAGCUUCAGGGCAAUCUGACAAGGCACACAUUGCCGUGGCUUGGCUGCAUUUCCUCAAAGCUGUUCAAGAAGCAUGUCGCAAGGAGAUUAAGCCCUCCGCUGAAACAGUGGUGGCCAUGGUUUACGUGAACACCUUUCUCGGGCGUCUCUACCUGGAUAUGACCCAUCCCAGAGAUGGUGAUGGUCAACCAACACAGCCACAUAAACUCAGCAACGCUCAAGUACGCCAGCUGACUGUGACUGCUAUCAAGCUACUCGGUCCCGAUCUGAUAAUGGCUGGUCUUGAAGACCAAGGCUACUGCUUGAGUAAAGCUUUGGUUAUUUAUGACUCUCUACGAUUCCACCUUCUAGAGCAACAGCGAAGUGACCAAUCAACCACGACGAGCUUAGAAAUAUGUCUCAAUUCUCUGGACUUAGCAUUGGUGAACAGCUUUAAGUCCCAAACGACUUCUGUGACAAACGAAAGCAUUAGCCAGCUGCAGAAAAGGCUGGAAGGAUCAUCUGUCGGCCAGAUUGUCCACACUUUGACUCUGCUUAAGCGACCCACUGUAUUGUUUUUGAAACAAGAUAUCUCGGGUUGGCAGGACAAAGAUGAACACGACCCCAGUGGACGGUAUCCAAGGAUCAUUACAGCUACUUUGACACUUCUGACCAGACUGCCCAUCGAGGCUAUCGGUGAGUUGGAUGAGACUUUCGCGGCUCUGUUCAGCAGCAAUCAUAGUCUUGUGGUCCAGGAUACUGUCGAUAUGUGGAACCAGCAAUUUGGAAAGCUACCCUCGCUAAGUCCUGGUCCUAUAUUGACAGAGGCUCUGAUCAAGCUACGAGACGCUGGCGUUAAGAUCACCGUCCCAAGCAGCUUGCACGCCCGAAAUGCCGCAACUGAGCAAGACAUGUCGCCACAAGCUACACCAGAAGAGGACCAUGGAACGACCUCCAGGCAUACGUCAACCAGCCCAACAGCAGCAAUAACAGGCGCCGACCGAUCCCCAGAAUUAGGUAGCCAACAUUAUCAUAGUGUUGCGCCAGAGGAAAGCCCCCUCACGGGCUCAAGUCCUAAUCGACCAAUUUUGCGGCCACGCUCGAGGCACGAUGAUUCUCAGGUUAAUUUCGUGCCAAUCGAGUCAUCUCCUCUUCCGCAAGAAGAACCAGAAGCUCAGCUCUUGACCACACGCCAAAAGGAAGUCCGCGACCGACUGCGUUCGGAGCCCGCUGUUGUAUUUCCGGACCUUAGAUCGAGCCCAAGGCCGCAUGCUAGAUCAAGCACUCACACUGACUGCGAGUUCGCACGGAAGGCAGCUUCUCAGGCAGAACGCCCGUCAACACCGACCUUACCAACGCAUGAUGAACAAAUCGGGACUGAAUUGAUGGCCUCUCCCACGCCUCGGGCGAGACACUUUACCAACCUGAUUCCUGAUCUUGAAGUCCCUUCGUCACCGCCUUCGAUGGUGGGCAAUGAUGACCGGACCGAUGUCAAUUCUUCUCCGCUCCUUGCCGUCUAUGGUGAUGCUGAGGACAGGAUUGAUCUUGCGAUUGAGCAGGUUGAGGUGGCAGACGAGCAUAAUGCAGUAGAGCUACGUCCUUCUGCGGCGAUUGAAACUGUUGCCUUCAAAGAUGCAGCCUCCCUCGGACAAGAAGGAUUUGUCACCAAUAUCGCUGAUGCUAGCGCUGGGGAAACCGUCGAACAAUUCCAAGACAGCCAGACCAAGGAACGCACGGGUUCGACGGUGGCUGAGUCAAACGAUGAAGCUAGUGACGCCAGGCACCGAAGACACCACCCAAAGAAGCACGCCACCAACGCAAAUGAUUUUGCUGCGGUAUCAUAUAGUGGGAGAUUGAGGCGUGGGAGAUCCCGUCUCGGCCUCUCAAAAUCUCCGGCACAACAUAUCGGCCAGCGAGCAUCAAGGGUUGCCUCCAAUUCUCAAGUGCAGAGUUCCAGUCCUCCACCGUCAGAUAUCUCCGACGCUCCAGACGCACAGAAAGACCUGGAACAGGCACACCAGGAUGGUACACGUGGCCAUGUCGAAGAGGAUACAGCGCCAUCUUACGCAACGGUUUCUCCCUCACUGAGACCAAUCACGAUCAACUUAGCAUCGGACAGCACGACAACAGAGGAAGCCGAGCAAAGGGAAGCAAGCGCAACGAAGCCUGUCGCAACGGAUAGCGACGAGAUUGAUAUGCUUAGUGCUUCGCAACUGUCUCAUGAUCUCGACCUGCAUGUCAGCCAGACGGUUGGCGACGAAUCUCAUGUGGCAUCAGGGACCGAUGGAGAACCAAAACAGAAAAAGCAGAGAUCCCGCAAGCGCAAAUCAAGCACACAGUAUUCUACUGGAGUCAAACGCAGGAAAUCAGUAAAAGCUUCCCUACAGUCGACUGCAAUAGGCGCAGAAAUCGCCGCAGAUGAAAUUCCAGGGGAGAUUCUUGGCUGCAAUGAGGUUUCACCCUCGCAGGAGGAUCAAGCUAUUGCCCCAGUACAGCUCAGCGAGCCGACACUGACGCCUAGACAACGCCGAGGCCGGCCACGGAAACGGACUUUGAUUGAGGUCAUUGUGCCGGGGACACCGCGAGUCAAAGAAGGGGAGGUGGAUAUCACCGGAGUCUCUGCUGCUUUAUCACUGCACAAUGACGAGGAAGAGGUUGAUAACACUCUCGAUCGAGAAGUUGAGAUCCGCGGAGCAACAAAUACAAUGGUGACUGACUUUACAGGGUUGACUACGACUGGUGGUGCCGCUGAACUGGCAAUAGGAGACCGAAGCAGUCCCCCUGAAAUCGUGGCUUCGCUUCAAGGUGUCCUGGAUCGUCUCAAAUCUGCCGACCCGAGGGAUUUAGACUUAAGACGCGUGGAUGAUCUGUGCUUCCAGAUCCGGUUCCAAGCCCAGCUUAUCAUCCAACAACGAGGAGCUUGA